Messenger RNA from Myotis lucifugus (little brown bat), 957 nucleotides. Its product is annotated as THO complex subunit 4-like. The record is from RefSeq and is a predicted model, not a curated record. Gene Ontology annotation, molecular function: mRNA binding. NCBI's taxonomy places the organism in Eukaryota, Metazoa, Chordata, Mammalia, Chiroptera, Vespertilionidae. The coding region runs from base 1 to 957 and encodes 318 amino acids. Gene Ontology annotation, cellular component: nucleus. Gene Ontology annotation, biological process: mRNA export from nucleus. The transcript has a single exon.
AUGCAGGGCCGGUUCCCAGGAGGCCUCCGCGGUGGCGGAGCGCAGGCCUGCGCCGCCCCUGAGAGCUGGGGCGGCGGGCGGUUCCGGAUCAGGGCGGCCCUCGGCGGAGGCAGGGACCGGCCGGCGCCCUACAGCAGGCCGAGACAGCUUCCCGACGAGUGGCACCACGACCGUUUCCACAGGGACUUCGGCAGGGGCGCCGGCCUGAUGACCGGCGGGAAGCUGCUGCUGUCCAACCUGGACUUCCGAGUGUCCGACGCGGACAUCCAGCAGCUGUUUGCGGAGUUCGGGCCUCUGAAGCAGGCCGCUGUCCAUUACGACCGCUCUGGCCGCAGCCUGGGAACAGCCCACGUGCACUUUGAGCGCAAGGCAGACGCCCUGGAAGCCAGGAAGCAGUACAACGGCGUCCCUUUGGAUGGCCGUCCCCUCCACAUCCAGAUCCUCACCUCGAACAUAGUCACGCAGCCCAGGCCGGUACCGAGUGUCAACAGAGGCCGGGUGACUACAAACCGAGGAUCUGGAGGCUUCGGCGGCGGCACUCAGGGCCGCUCCAGCGGAAGCAACCUGUGUACAGGCAGGCGCACUGGCCGCCAUUCAAAGCCACACAUCUCGGCGGAGGAGUUGGACGCCCAGCUGGACGCUUACAACUCGAUGAGGGGCCCCAAGCAGCUGGAUGCCAAGCAGGACGCUUACAGCGCGAUGAGGGGCACCCAGCAGUUGGACGCCCAAAAGGGCGCUUACUACUCGAUGAGGGACACCAAAAGGAUGGACGCCCACCUGGGCGCUUACCAUGCCAUGAGGGACACCAAAAAGCUGGACGCCCAGAAGGAUGCUUACAGCUCCAUGAGGGACACCGAGGAGUUGGACUCCCAGCUGGACGCUGACAGCGAGAUGAAGGACGCCGAGAACCUGGACGCCCUGCUGGACGAUGACGACGCGACGAUGGACACCAGCUAA